AUGACAGUGGGGUGGAAGUGACACUGGAGAGUGAGGCCGGGGAGGCGGGGGACUGAGCCUGGGAGCCGCUUCUAGUCAGAGACCGCCGCCGCGAGAACUCGGGAGCUGGGCUGAGUGGGGGCGUGUGGGAGGGGCAAGACCUCUAGCCCCUCCUCCUGCCCCCGCUGUGGAGGACAACAAGGCCUUUUCUGUUUUGUUUCCAUGUAGGUGGCUAUUAUCAUGGAAAACUAAUUUUUCCCAGAGAAUUUCCUUUUAAACCUCCUAGUAUUUAUAUGAUAACUCCCAAUGGAAGAUUUAAGUGCAACACCAGGCUGUGUCUUUCUAUCACGGAUUUCCACCCGGACACGUGGAACCCAGCCUGGUCUGUCUCCACCAUCCUGACUGGACUCCUGAGCUUCAUGGUGGAGAAGGGCCCCACCCUGGGCAGCAUAGAGACGUCAGACUUCACGGCCGGGCUGGGUGGAGUUUCCGUCCGCGGCACCGUCCCGGAGACCGCUCUGCUCCGGGCUUCCUUGGCACUCUCGGCCUCGUGUUCCCCUCUGCCUCUCAGUCUUGCUUUUAUCCGCAUCGAGCUUCACCCACACCCACCAGGGGCUCCGCUGUGGGAUCUUGGGAAAAGACAGCUAGCAGCACAGAGUUCAGCCUUUAAUUUAAAAGAUAAAGUCUUUUGUGAAUUAUUUCCUGAAGUUGUGGAGGAAAUUAAACAAAAACAGAAAGCACAAGACGAACUCAGUAGCAGACCCCAGACUCUCCCCUUGCCAGACGUGGUUCCAGACGGGGAGACACACCUUGUCCAGAACGGGAUUCAGCUUCUCAACGGGCACGCGCCAGGGGCCGUCCCAAACCUCCCGGGGCUCCAGCAGGCCAACCGGCACCACGGACUCCUGGGCGGCGCCCUGGCGAACUUGUUUGUUAUAGUCGGGUUUGCAGCCUUCGCCUACACCGUCAAGUACGUGCUGAGGAGCAUCGCGCAGGAGUGAGGCCUGGCACCGAGACCAAGGCGCCAUGGAGGGCGCGUGGCACGAGCGUGACCUGGGCCGGCCGGACACGCUGCCCAGCACAGGCAGACCCACCAGGCUCCUGGGUUUAGGUUUUAAAAACCUGGAAAGGAAAGCAAAAGCCAAAAUGUGUGACUGGGCUUCGGAGGAGACUGGAGACUCAGCCCUGCCCUGGCCACGUGCCGCCGGGGCUGGCGUGGAGGGGCUGCUGGCGUGCUGGUUUUGUAGCUUAUCUUCUGUGUUGUCUUUGGAUCUGUUUUAGUAAACACGUUUUUCAUUUUA
Sapajus apella (tufted capuchin) is the source of this 1280-nucleotide messenger RNA. It is a transcript of the gene UBE2J2, whose product is annotated as ubiquitin conjugating enzyme E2 J2. NCBI's taxonomy places the organism in Eukaryota, Metazoa, Chordata, Mammalia, Primates, Cebidae. The record is from RefSeq and is a predicted model, not a curated record. The transcript has 5 exons. The coding region runs from base 273 to 980 and encodes 235 amino acids.